AUGCUUGGCACUAAUGAGAGCGGCUUCCAGCGGCCACCACCCUCAUCACUGCCAAGCAGCAUCCCUGUCAGCACUGCCUCACUAAGCUUGGCCCCUGGUCACGGGGGCCUUCAUGGUCUUAUCAACUGCGCCACGCGGGCUCUGAAUACCGUCAGAAAAUAA
This is a messenger RNA of Histoplasma mississippiense, 162 nucleotides long. RefSeq lists its product with no specific name. Lineage: Eukaryota; Fungi; Ascomycota; Eurotiomycetes; Onygenales; Ajellomycetaceae. The record is from RefSeq and is a predicted model, not a curated record. The transcript is spliced from 2 exons. The coding region runs from base 1 to 162 and encodes 53 amino acids.